Erinaceus europaeus (western European hedgehog) is the source of this 1090-nucleotide messenger RNA. It is a transcript of the gene PHB1, whose product is annotated as prohibitin 1. Lineage: Eukaryota; Metazoa; Chordata; Mammalia; Eulipotyphla; Erinaceidae. The transcript is spliced from 7 exons. Gene Ontology annotation, biological process: mitochondrion organization. The coding region runs from base 107 to 925 and encodes 272 amino acids. The record is from RefSeq and is a predicted model, not a curated record. Gene Ontology annotation, cellular component: membrane; mitochondrion.
CGGGGAAGAGGCGAUGCUAGCUGGCGCGUGCGCAGUUUGCCUGGCUGGGGAAUUCAUGUGGAGGUCAGAGUGAAUGCAGGUGUGAGAGGGUUCAGCAGAAGCAGACAUGGCUGCCAAAGUGUUUGAGUCCAUUGGCAAGUUUGGCCUGGCUUUAGCUGUUGCUGGAGGCGUGGUGAACUCUGCCUUAUAUAAUGUGGAUGCUGGUCACAGAGCUGUCAUUUUUGAUCGGUUUCGUGGCGUACAGGACAUUGUGGUAGGAGAAGGCACUCACUUUCUCAUCCCAUGGGUACAAAAACCGAUUAUCUUUGACUGCCGCUCUCGGCCACGAAAUGUGCCAGUAAUUACUGGCAGUAAAGAUUUACAGAACGUCAACAUAACCCUGCGCAUCCUUUUCCGGCCGGUUGCUAGCCAGCUUCCUCGCAUCUUCACCAGCAUCGGGGAAGACUAUGACGAGCGUGUGCUGCCGUCCAUCACCACAGAGAUCCUCAAGUCAGUGGUGGCUCGCUUUGAUGCUGGAGAACUAAUCACGCAGAGAGAGCUGGUUUCCAGACAGGUGAGCGAUGACCUUACGGAGCGAGCAGCCACCUUUGGGCUCAUCCUGGAUGACGUAUCCUUGACACAUCUGACCUUCGGGAAGGAGUUCACAGAAGCGGUAGAAGCCAAACAGGUGGCUCAGCAGGAAGCAGAGAGAGCCAGAUUUGUGGUAGAGAAGGCUGAGCAGCAGAAGAAGGCAGCCAUUAUCUCUGCUGAGGGCGACUCCAAGGCCGCUGAGCUGAUCGCCAACUCAUUGGCCACCGCAGGCGAUGGUCUGAUUGAGCUGCGCAAGUUGGAGGCAGCGGAGGACAUCGCCUACCAGCUCUCGCGCUCGCGGAACAUCACCUACCUGCCCUCCGGGCAGUCAGUGCUCCUCCAGCUACCCCAGUGAGGCCCUGGCCGCCCGCACCUCCUUGGAGCUAUCUGGGCCGCAGCCCUCAUGAUCAUUCACGCCGCCUUCCUUCUGCCCCUGCCCCAGAAAUCACUGAAAUUAUGUGAUUGGCUAUAAGAGAAGGAAAUAAAGUGAAAUCACUUUAGAUCUCUAAUUACUCUAUUA